Fomitopsis serialis is the source of this 3242-nucleotide messenger RNA. RefSeq lists its product as uncharacterized. The record is from RefSeq and is a predicted model, not a curated record. Gene Ontology annotation, biological process: protein phosphorylation. Gene Ontology annotation, molecular function: protein kinase activity. The coding region runs from base 387 to 3053 and encodes 888 amino acids. The transcript is spliced from 4 exons. NCBI's taxonomy places the organism in Eukaryota, Fungi, Basidiomycota, Agaricomycetes, Polyporales, Fomitopsidaceae.
UUUUGGCGAAUGCUUGUGCCCCAAAAUCGAUAUGCCUCGCCGCUCAAAAGCUUCGUGAUGCGGGCUCCUCCUCCGCAUUUCCCCCCUUCUCACCACGGAAGUACUCGAACCGCCUGCUACACCGCUGAGGACAUCGAUAUGGCGGACAAAGUGACGCCUCACAAAGGUCCUGUGCAAGGGGAACCCACUAACGCCGCCGACGUACGGCAGCAGAGCCAGAAAAACGCGAAGGCGUGGAAGAUCGAAGUGUACGACCGCAUUGUCGAGGCAGUGCCUGACAUCAAUGUCUUCCUGGCAGAGUUUGUCCACUCUGAGAAGCCGAUCCCCCUUGUCCCGACAACAGGUUCAAAGCUAAAGUGCCUACGGGGAAAGGAAAGGAGUUUAGCAUGUACGAACCUCUAAUACAGGGCCUCACCAGUCUGGUUCAACACUUCCCCAAGGGGAAAUUACCGACAUUCCUUAAUCACGCGCACCGUACGAUGCAAUCCCCGUUUGCUCUGUGCGACGAGGAGCAACAUGAAACAAAGCCGGACGUCAUCGCGACAGUCCCCGGGCUUCCGUGUAUCCCACCUACGCAUCGCUGGCGACACGUUGCGCUCGUCUUCGAGGCUAAAUCUUGUGACAGCGACGAUCCGAUGGAGACCAUCACGGAGACGCACGAGGAGACACUCGUCCAGCUGGCGAAGAGCGCACGCAACAUCAUGCUUGCCCAGGGGCGAUUAUUCGCCUUCGUCGUCGGGAUCUACGGACACAAGGCACGCAUCUUCCGCUUCGAUCGUGCAGGGGCCGUAUGUUCUCCGUUGUUCAAUUACGUGACGAAACCCGAAAUUCUGCACGAGUUCUUAUGGCGCUUUCUCAACCCGAAGACGAAGGGUUGCGUGGUAGUUGGUGACGAUCCGACAUCAAAUAUGGGCACUCGCAAGGACCGCGCAAGGGUGCAAAAAUUGACGCAGAAGUACGAUCCUUUCUACAAGUACACGGCGGAGAAUAGGAAGGCGGUCCGUCGCUUUAAGGUGACUCACGACAAGGGCGUGACGGAGUAUCUGGCGUACAAGCUGAUAUUCGUCAACCCGCGGCUCUUCUCGCGCGCGACGACGAUCUGGGAGGCCUUUGAACUUAACAAAAAGGGCGAAGGGACGGGCAAGCGUGUCGUCAUCAAGGAGGCUUGGCGACAGUUUGCGCGACCGUCUGAGAUCGGAUUCUACCGGGCGAUGCGGGAGGCGGCAGACGAGGCGGAGGAGGGUGCGGCAUUGUCCCUAUCCGGUGUCGCUGAUUUCGAGUACGGUGACGACCUUGGCUUGCGCGAGGCGAUGGAGCUUGACAAAAUAGCCCGCCGCGAUGCGUCUGGCACGAGCGACGAUGACAACACUCCCGCGGCUUCCUUUUCCGAAGAACCGAAUGACCCGGACGCAUUCCCCCGCUUAAAGGUGCCCUACUGGCAAGUUUUGGGGCAUCGGACCGUUACCGCGCGCUGUCGUGACGCAAUCCACGAGCACAAUGAGCGCGGGCAUGUGCGUCUGGUUUUGAACUCGAUCGGCACGCCCAUCACAGAGUUUGAGUCGACAUAUGAGCUCGUUCGCGCUCUGCGCGAUGCCAUCGAAGGUCAUAGGCAGGCAUACCUGGCUGGUAUCGUUCACCGGGAUAUCAGCAAAGGCAACGUCAUGAUUGCAAGGAGGAUUGACGGUCCCUCUUCGGGCUUUAUACACGACCUCGACUACGCGUGCAGUUGGAAGCGCUUCUUGGCGAGCAAAGGGAAGUCCGUCAAUCUGGAGAGCUGGAAACAACACGCUCGCGGCGAAUACGCGCCUAUCAAGCAACGCAUACUAGAGAAUAUGAUGCGAAAGAUGAACGGGGGCCCAGCAGGCAACGACGACAAGAAACCGGCGACCACAGGGGAUCCUAAGGUGGAUAACAAGCAACGCACGGGCACGCUGCAUUUCAUGGCUGUCGAGGUUCUUUCUGGCCACGUUACCCAUGAAGCUCGCCAUGACCUGGAAUCCUUCUACUGGCUCCUGGUGUGGAUAGUCCUCCGACACACGGCAUUCAUUCAUCCGAACGGGGAAUGGGCAUGGCACGAGCUCUUUGGCGCUGGAACGAUCGCGAGCUGCUGCACACUCAAGGAGUCGUGGCUCAAGCGAGGCUACACUCCAGUCAUGGUAAUGCAAAAUAUGCCGCUCACUACGCUCCUGGAGGAGUUCCGACAGCUGUGCAAGACGAACUUCGACAACGAGGAUUUGAAGAAGCAGUGCAUGACCCAUGAAGACGUCUUGAAUAUUUUCAACAAGGCUCUGGAGAAUCCUGGCGCUUGGCCUCAGGACGACCGUGCGAAGCCCUGGACUCUGCCGAAGAGCGACCAAUCAGACCAGGUCCCGGGCAUGGAAGAGCGCUCAGGUCAGGCUCGUACCAAGGGUACCUUGACCUACACUUCUGCGGCAGCAUCACGUAGUGCAUCUCGACUCGGCGCUCGACUUCAACCGAAGAAGCGUCCCGAGAGUCCACCAGCCCCCUCGACCUCGAAAGCACAGCCAAAUGAAGAGCAUACGGACACGGAUACAGCCGAGUCCGAUGUCGAUGAGUCCGACAGAGGUCCUGCGAAACGGACGGCACGCUCGCGCUCUGCCGGCAAACGACGAGUAGCUGGCCAACACACGUCCACCACAAUGUCUCAUGCAUCGGGCAGUAAUGAGGUUCCGCCUUCCAGUGGCAGCGAGUCACUCAAGCGGCAUCGGUCGGGUUAUGCUUUGCGCUCAGUGCAGACGACGAAGGUGGAGGAUGUCCGGCAAUCUGCGAGGAGCACGUCUCGCAAGAUGGGACCUCCGCCCGCUCCGAGAACCCGCUCUGGCGGGUCGCAGAGCCAGUCUGCGAGCCGCCCUAUCAGUGCGCAGGGUGUGGCGUCGAAGAGGGGUAGUAGCGCAACGAAGCGGACUCGUGCGCGCGGAGGCGAUGUGGAAGUCGAGGACGAUGCCGGCGCAUCGCACUCGUCGAAACGGCAAAGGAAGCUCAGCCAGCCUGAGACGGGCCAGGGCUCGCAGAAGUCCCGGGUCAGGCGAUAACGAAACCGUGCGUCGGUAUUGUGUAGUUCGCUUUAAGCAUGACGCAUGAGAGGUGGUAUUGACAUUGUAACAGUAUCUGAGCUCGUCUCUGAGGUUCUACUUUGUACUUUUCGUACACUCGCAGCGAUUCGCAUGUUCUACCUCUUCAUGGCUGGCUGCGUGCCGUCAGUUCUCGAAUCGAUCCGGGUU